Molecule: messenger RNA, 765 nt
Organism: Belonocnema kinseyi
Lineage: Eukaryota; Metazoa; Arthropoda; Insecta; Hymenoptera; Cynipidae
Exons: 1
Coding region: 1-765 (254 amino acids)
Source: RefSeq, a predicted model, not a curated record
AUGAGAGGUGAAAAUAAUGGCGUACAAUCUUUCAUAUCAGCUGAAAAUCCUAGGUCCAUUUACGUAUGGUGCGGUGCACACAGACUAGCGUUGGUUGUUAGGGACGCUGUUUCUUUCUGUAUAAAUGCCAUCAAUAUUUUCUUCAAUUUAGAAGCGGCCUAUCCACUUGUCUGUAGCAGCAAAAAAAGAGUUGAAGCGUACGAAUUAUAUCAAAAAUUUAGAUAUCCAAAAAAUAGGAUUCGAAGACUAAAACGUGUGUCUAGUACACGGUGGAUGUCCCAGCAAAGAACUAUGCUGGCAUUAUUUGAUACAUACGAUGCUUUGUUGGAUAUCUUAGAGUACAUUUCCGAAGGUAAAGACACUGAAUACAAAGCCCAAGCUGAAGCUAAGCGCUUGCAUUCCUACUUUCAAUCCGAAGUCUUUCUGCUUACAGCAUUUCUAUUUAAAAAUAUUUUCGAAAAGUUGCAACCAUUAAAUCUACUGUUUCAAAAAAAAAAUGUAGACUUGCUGGCUGCUGCGAGUGUGUUUGACAAGCGCAAAGGGGAUAUAGGAAACCUGAGCUCUGACGGAACCUUUAAGCAGCUUCAACUAAAUUGCUAUAACUUUAAAGCAAAAAGCGCAGUUUCAAUUGUCACUUCACUUCCUGUUACUCGCGAGCGAAAGCGAAAGAAGAUGCCCGGAGAAUUGACAAAAAAGAUGAUCCAAUUGAAGAUGCAAUUGACUGCUUCAGAAUACAGACUUUUUACUUUUGCAUCGAUUUCAUAA